UCCCGAACUCUUCCAUUUUCUGAGAACUUUAGUUCUAUUCAAAAAUUGGACUUUUCAGACAUGAUAGUUCAACAGAAAUUGGAUGACAUUAAGGAUCGAAUCAAGAGAGAAAUAAGGAAAGAACUGAAAAUCAAAGAAGGAGCUGAAAAUCUGAGAAAGGUUACAACAGAUAAAAAAAGCUUGGCUUAUGUAGAUAACAUUUUGAAAAAAUCCAAUAAAAAAUUAGAAGAGCUGCAUCACAAGCUACAGGAACUAAAUGCACAUAUUGUUGUAUCAGAUCCAGAGGAUGUUACAGAUUGCCCACGGACUCCAGAUACUCCAAAUAGUGACCCUCGUUGUUCUACUAGCAGUAAUAGAUUGAUGGCCUUACAAAAACAAUUGGAUAUAGAACUUAAAGUAAAACAAGGUGCAGAGAACAUGAUACAGAUGUAUUCAAAUGGAUCAUCAAAGGAUCGGAAACUCCAUGGUACAGCUCAGCAAAUGCUCCAGGACAGCAAGACAAAAAUACAAGUCAUAAGAAUGCAGAUUCUUCAGGCAGUCCAGACCAAUGAAUUGGCUUUUGAUAAUGCAAAACCUGUGAUAAGUCCUCUUGAACUUCGCAUGGAAGAAUUAAGGCAUCAUUUUAGGAUAGAAUUUGCAGUUGCAGAAGGUGCAAAGAAUGUAAUGAAAUUACUUGGCUCAGGAAAAGUUACAGACAGAAAAGCACUUUCAGAAGCCCAAGCAAGAUUUAAUGAAUCAAGUCAGAAACUAGACCUUUUAAAAUACUCAUUAGAGCAAAGAUUAAAUGAACUUCCCAGGAAUCAUCCCAAAAGCAGUGUUAUAAUUGAAGAGUUAUCGCUUGUCACGUCACCAACAUUUAGUGCACGUCAAAGUACGAUAUCUACCCAAAACCAAUAUAGUACACUAUCUAAACCAGCAGCAUUAACAGGUACCCUGGAAGUUCGUCUUAUGGGCUGCCAAGAUAUCCUAGAAAAUGUCCCCGGACGAUCAAAAGCAGCAUCAGUGGUUCUACCUGGCUGGAGUCCAAGUGAAACAAGAUCAUCGUUCAUGAGCAGAACGAGUAAAAAUAGAAGUGGAAGUAGUCGAAAUCUCCUAAAAACUGAUGACUUGUCCAAUGAUGUGUGCGCUGUUUUGAAGCUAGAUAAUACCGUAGCUGGUCAAACAAGCUGGAAACCCAUUUCCAAUCAGUCAUGGGAUCAGAAGUUUACACUGGAACUAGACAGGUCACGUGAACUGGAAAUUUCAGUUUAUUGGCGUGAUUGGCGAUCUCUGUGUGCUGUAAAGUUUCUGAGGUUAGAAGAUUUUUUAGACAACCAACGACAUGGCAUGUGUCUCUAUUUGGAACCACAGGGUACUUUAUUUGCAGAGGUUACUUUUUUUAAUCCUGUUAUUGAAAGAAGGCCCAAACUCCAAAGACAAAAGAAAAUUUUCUCAAAACAGCAAGGCAAGACAUUUCUCAGAGCUCCUCAAAUGAAUAUUAAUAUUGCCACAUGGGGAAGGCUAGUGAGAAGAGCUAUUGUAAAUCAUUCUGGCACCUUCAGCCCUCAAGCGCCUGUGCCUACUACAGUGCCAGUGGUUGACGUACGCAUCCCUGAACUAGCACCCCCAGCUAGUGGUUCUACAGUAACCAAAUUGGACUUUGAUCUUGAACCUGAACCUACUCCGGCCCCUCUACGUGCUUCCUCUCUUGGAGAAAUAGAUGAACCCACUGAAUCAAAAGUUAUGGAAACACCAGGACAGGAUUCAGCAAGUACCUUUGAUAUUGGAAAUGACAGAAAUAGUAUACUUCAGAAAUCCCAGUCUGAGUAUGAUCGUGAUAGUCCUCCAUCAGGGUUAGAUUAUAGUUGUAUUCGAGAACUUGAAGAUAAAAGAUCUCAGCAAAGGUUUCAGUUUAACCUACAAGACUUCAGGUGUUGUGCAGUCUUGGGUAGAGGACAUUUUGGAAAGGUGCUUUUGGCUGAAUAUAGACACACAAAUGAGAUGUUUGCUAUAAAAGCCUUAAAGAAAGGAGACAUUGUAGCUCGAGAUGAAGUAGACAGCCUCAUGUGUGAAAAAAGAAUCUUUGAAACUGUGAAUAGUGUAAGGCAUCCCUUUUUGGUGAACCUUUUUGCAUGUUUCCAAACCAAAGAGCAUGUUUGCUUUGUAAUGGAAUAUGCUGCCGGUGGGGACCUAAUGAUGCACAUUCAUACUGAUGUCUUUUCUGAACCAAGAGCUGUAUUUUAUGCUGCAUGUGUAGUUCUUGGGUUGCAGUAUUUACAUGAGCACAAAAUUGUUUAUAGAGAUUUAAAAUUGGAUAACUUACUGCUUGAUACAGAGGGCUUUGUGAAAAUUGCUGAUUUUGGUCUUUGCAAAGAAGGAAUGGGAUAUGAAGAUAGAACAAGCACAUUUUGUGGCACUCCUGAAUUCCUUGCCCCAGAAGUAUUAACAGAAACGUCCUAUACAAGAGCUGUAGAUUGGUGGGGCUUUGGUGUACUUAUAUAUGAAAUGCUUGUUGGUGAGUCUCCCUUUCCUGGUGAUGAUGAAGAAGAAGUUUUUGACAGUAUUGUAAAUGAUGAAGUAAGAUAUCCAAGGUUCUUGUCUACAGAAGCCAUUUCCAUAAUGAGAAGGCUAUUAAGAAGAAACCCAGAACGGCGCCUUGGAGCUGGUGAAAAAGAUGCUGAGGAUGUAAAAAAGCACCCAUUUUUCCGGCUAAUUGAUUGGAGUGCUCUGAUGGACAAAAAAGUAAAACCACCGUUUGUACCUACUAUUAGAGGAAGGAAAGAUGUUAGCAAUUUUGACGAUGAAUUUACCUCAGAAGCACCUAUUCUGACCCCACCUCGAGAACCAAGAAGACUGUCAGAAGAAGAACAAGAAAUGUUCAGAGAUUUUGACUACAUUGCUGAUUGGUGUUAA
Molecule: messenger RNA, 2892 nt
Organism: Elephantulus edwardii (Cape elephant shrew)
Lineage: Eukaryota; Metazoa; Chordata; Mammalia; Macroscelidea; Macroscelididae
Gene: PKN2
Product: protein kinase N2
Exons: 21
Coding region: 61-2892 (943 amino acids)
Biological process (GO): protein phosphorylation; signal transduction
Molecular function (GO): small GTPase binding; protein serine/threonine kinase activity; ATP binding
Source: RefSeq, a predicted model, not a curated record